AUGACUAUCGCCAAGGAGAAGCCUCAACUUGCAUCAGGAGCUGAGGAAAAGAAGCUCCCUGUCGAAUUGGUGUCGAAUGCUGGAUUUCAUGUUCCUGACAAUAACGCCUUUGCUAUACUUUUCAGGGACUAUGAAGCCAAUUCGGAGAGGAAAGACGCCGUCGAAGAGUUCUAUUGGAAGCAGCACAUUAAUCAAACAGUUGAAUUUGUAAAGAAGAUGAGGGAGGAGUAUGGCAAGUUGAACAAAGCAGAGAUGAGUGUUUGGGAAUGCUGUGAGCUACUUAAUGAGUUCGUGGAUGAAAGCGAUCCCGAUCUCGAUGAACCUCAGAUCGAGCAUUUGCUCCAGACUGCUGAAGCUAUUAGGAAGGAUUAUCCUAAUGAAGAUUGGUUGCACCUGACUGGCCUCAUACAUGAUCUGGGAAAGGUCCUUCUUCAUCCUAGCUUUGGACAGCUUCCUCAAUGGGCCGUUGUUGGUGACACAUUCCCUGUGGGCUGUGCUUUUGACAAAUCUAACGUUCAUCACAAGUUCUUCCAAGAGAAUCCUGACAAUGACAAUCCUAAGUACAACACCAAGCACGGAAUCUAUUCCGAAGGAUGUGGACUUGAUAAUGUUUUGAUGUCAUGGGGGCAUGAUGAUUAUAUGUACAUGGUGGCCAAGGAAAACAAGACCACUCUGCCUUCAGCCGCAUUGUUUAUUAUCAGAUACCAUUCAUUCUAUCCGCUGCACAGGGAAGAGGCCUAUAAGCACUUAAUGAAUGAAGAGGAUGAAGAAAAUCUGAAAUGGCUGAGAAUAUUCAACAAAUAUGACCUCUACAGCAAGAGCAAAGUUAGAAUUGAUGUUGAGAAAGUGAAGCCAUACUAUCUAUCCCUCAUCCAAAAGUACUUCCCGGCCAAUCUGAGAUGGUGAAGCCCAAAAUCCUACUCUAUUUGGUGGAUAAUAUAUUUUUUAUUAUUAUGUCCCAAGGAAGUUGACGCAAGAAGAAGCAAUCUGUUUGAAAGACAAAAUAAUAUGUUUCUUUUCUUUGCCUCCUCUGUUUGAGAGUGAGAAAGCGGGACAAAGACAACAUGUCUCCG
Molecule: messenger RNA, 1073 nt
Organism: Phoenix dactylifera (date palm)
Lineage: Eukaryota; Viridiplantae; Streptophyta; Magnoliopsida; Arecales; Arecaceae
Source: RefSeq, a predicted model, not a curated record